Molecule: messenger RNA, 5498 nt
Organism: Phymastichus coffea
Lineage: Eukaryota; Metazoa; Arthropoda; Insecta; Hymenoptera; Eulophidae
Product: zinc finger protein 62-like
Exons: 5
Coding region: 264-4232 (1322 amino acids)
Cellular component (GO): nucleus
Molecular function (GO): zinc ion binding
Source: RefSeq, a predicted model, not a curated record
GAGAAAAAAAAGCAAACGGCGGUAGUCCGGUGUCUUAAACGAAGGAACACUUGGAAAGCCGAACCAGCUGCAAAUUUAUGAAAUCGCUCUCCGCUCGUUGUGUAUGUGUGUGCGUCUACAAGCGGCAGUACUUGUAUUUAGCAAGCGGUUUGCGCUUUGGAUGUGUGUAAAUAUCGAGAAAGUGUGAUACCAAAUAACAAAACGACGCCGCUUGUCCUUAAUCAGGGUGAGGCGACGACGCCGCCAUCGACAACAGCAUCAGGAUGGAUGACGUCGUAGAAAUAAGCCUGGCAAACGCUUGCAGACUUUGCCUCACCACCGACCAAACGAGGUCUUCAAUUUUCACCGUGCCCUAUCUAUCUGUGCCCAUUGUUGACAAAAUUCGCUCCUGCCUUUCUAUUCAGGUAUUAACUACUGAUAAAGUGUCAACACAAAUUUGUACAUCAUGUAUCAACAGUGUAAACCGCUGGCAUACGUACAAAAUUUCAUGUUUGCGUACACAAAAGAAACUCAAACAAUGGUUAGCGACAAAGACUGCUCCCAUUCCUACAAUAAUCAAAGAAGAACCUAUGGACAUGGGAUUCACAGAUAACAAUGCUCAGGCUAUAAAUGAAUUAAAUAAUACUAUUCAAGUUAUUUCAAAUGGUAAAAGCAUUCAUUCAGAGAAUAAUAUUGGAUCAGUCGUAAAGCCUACUGAAAGAAAAGAUGGAGAAAUUUCUCCUGGAAUUCAUAUUAAACCUGAACCUUUAGAUACAGAAGAUGAGGACGAUUUCAGCUUGGAUGUUGAGUCGACAAAUAGUGGAGAACUUUUGAUCAAUCCAAUGGCAGUAGUAGUAGGUAACACUGCUAAUAAUGAUAGAAUUAUGGAAGCAGACUCUACUCAAAAAUUUGCUGCGCAAAAGUUGCGUAGAAAGAAGAAAUUUCGUCGUGGUCCUCAUACACAUUUCAGAGGAGCUCGUCUCUUUAAGAAAAAAUGUCCGGAUUGUCAAAUUUAUUUGCACUCUAAGUUUUCAUAUACACAGCAUAUGUCUAGAUAUCAUGGAAUUCCUAGUAAAACAUCAGAAAUACCUAUUCAACCAAGUGUAAAUAGGCAAAAAUCAAAGUUAACUGACCAUGUUGAUGAUGCUGAACCCAUUUCAGAAACAGAAAUAGAGCUUAGUCCAGAAGAAAUACAGUUUGAAAAGAUGAUAAAAACUGAUCCAUUGACACCAGUUCAAAAGAAUAUAAUAGGUCAAUUAAAAACAUUCUCAUGCUUUACAUGCAAGCAAACAUUUUUUGAUCGAAGACAUACGCUAAAUCACAUCAGGCAGCAUAUGCCAGAUCUUCGACCUUACACUUGUAUUGCUUGUCUCACUGAGUUUUCUGAUAGGUCAAUGUACAAACUUCAUUGUGGGGCAUCAUUUGAAUGUGCUAUGAAAAUUGCCUUAGUAGUUCCUAAAGUAGGCAGUGAAAAGUACUUCACUUGCAACAUGUGUCUUAAACCAUUCAGCAAUAGAUCAGAGCUGUUAAAUCAUUUAGCUGAACAUGCUGAAAAACAACAUAAGCAAUUGAAUGAACCUUUAAGGCCACUGCCACAAUUGAAGCCCAUGACUUCAACAGCACAAGUUCCCAAACAAAUAGAGUGUUCACCAUCAAGUAAGAAAAGUACAGCUGGUCCAUACAUGAAUGGAGAUCCAGCCCAUAAUCACAUGUGCAAUUUGUGCGGCAUGAUUUACAGAUACAAACCCAACAUGUUCAAACACCGUGAUCUUUGUGCAACUCUUCCGGCAAACAUUCGGACUUCUUACAGAUGUUUCCAUUGUGACAUGACUUAUUUGGUUUACAAAAAGUUCUAUACUCAUAUAUUUUCUGAACAUAAAAAACGUGAAAUAACGUGCUACUCUUGCCAGAUGAAAUUUUUCACUGCUGAUGAGUACCUCACUCAUCACGAGACGCAUCGCGAUGUACCAAUAGAGGAUAGUCAAAUGGAAAUAGAACAGCAGCCAGAAAGUAGUUAUCCCACAGAUGCAGAUCCAAUGAACUCUUCAACGCAUCCCACUGACGUCGGUGAAAAAGCAUUCAAUUGUGCACUCUGCGGUGAAAACUUUGCCACUAAGGCCGAACUCAGCGAGCAUCGCAAUCUUCAUCUUAAAGUGAAGAUAUAUUCCUGUGUAAUCUGCCGAAGUAUGUUUAGCAGCUCGGGUGCUCUUGAGGUGCACAUGAAGGACCAUGGCAUUCAGGAUGCAGGCGAGCAAAACGCCAACAGCUCUUGCGUUGAAUACAACUCGGAGAACUCACUCAAUCAGUCGACUAUGUCAGCUGUUUCGGAUCCAGGUGGAAAGUUCAACCACUGUUAUGAGUGCAACAAAAACUUUUCAAAUUACGCCAACUUGAAAAGACACGAGAGAAAUUUGCAUGGCGGUAAACAAAGACGUCGCUGGAGUUGCGACGAGUGCAAGAGACGAUUCAAAUCUAUAGACGAUUACAAUCAACACGUGGCAACUGCACAUAGAUCCAGACAGGCACAGUCACCGACUCAGUCGCAUGUACAACCUCAGUUACAACCACAGCCUGAAAAAUUGCUGUCAACCUCGCCACCGAAGAUCUCCGCAACGACCGGUAAGCCUUUGAUGCAGUGUCCCAAGUGCCCCAAGAUGUUUGCCUACCAAGGUAAUCUCAUUCAACAUUGCCAGAACGUGCACAAGGAGAAUCAUUUCGAACGCAUCAUAGCUUCAUCGCGCGCAGUGCCUUUAGCGACUCCUUCCCCACCUCGUCCAGUUCAACGCCCUCCUACUCUCACUUCACGUGGUCACACCUGCGAUGUUUGUGGCAAGACAUUCCGUGAGGAACAAUCUCUUAAGGUUCAUCGUGGAUGGCAUUUGCGGACUAAUUAUCGCUUGAAAAAAGAUCAAAAUGCUAGCUUAGAUGAGAAUAUGCUAAGUGGUCCGGGAUACACGAUAACACCAAUGUCGGCGAGCCCACCAAAACCUGCCAAGGCUCGAAAAUCAUUUCCCAACAAUCCAUCGCAAAAACAGCUCAAUGCCGUUACAAGCCUGCAGUGUCAAGUCUGCGCCGAUCGCUUUUCGGAUGUUGCUGAGUUAAGAAAGCAUCUGUGGGACGUACACUGUGCACGUAACAAAACAGAAAAGUCAUUUACGAGUGACUUGCAAUGCGAAUUGUGCACCAAUAAAUUCCCCGAUGAAGAGGCUUUAAAGAACCAUAUGAAGUGGCAUCAGCAAAACCCUAUUCUUGCUGGCUAUCACAACGGUAAUGAUCUAAACCGCAUCGAAACUGUCGACGAAACGAAUAAGCCUUUUUACUGCGAAACUUGUGGCAAAUAUUACAGCAACCGUAAGGUCUUCUUACGUCAUAAAAAACUUCAUAAAGUUUUGCCAGUAGCGUCAAUGAUGAAUCUCCAGUCUCUUCAGUCAAGGCGCAACUGCUACUGUAACACCUGUCAAAAGAACUUUGCCACAGAGGCUUCGCUUAGGAGGCACAAAGCUUCUCAAAGUCAUUUAAACGUUGUGCGUUCGCAAAUACCCGCAAAAAAAAUUACAACUACAGCAUUGAUACACCAUCCUCCACCGGAUCCGCUAAAGUACGAAGAGGUGAAAAAUGAACCAAAUGCCGAGUUUUCAGCUGCCAGUCCGUCAAACUUAUUGUCAAGAAAAAAAUCGGUCACUUGCUCGGAUUGCAUGCAGAUGUUCCCAAACAUGAGCGUACUUUACCAGCAUAAACAGCUUGUACACAAAAUACCUACGGCCACCAAAGUGAUGAAACCGACUAGUAGCAAACCCACUGAGUGCGUACCCCUGAUGAAUUCGGAAGGUUUUGUCUGUUGCAAUGUUUGUGGAAAACAAUUCCCAGGACUUUCAAAUCUCAAGCAGCAUUUUUCACAUAAACACAAACCUAGGCCACCGACUUUCCCUUGUAUUGCGCCAGGAUGCAAGCUCAUCUUUCACAGUCUCAGUUCGUUGAAGAAUCACGAGACUACGCAUACAAACAUGAUUUACAACUGUAAUUUGUGCGAUAAGCACGUGUUCUCCAAGACCGCGAUAAACAAGCAUAUGAUAGUCAUGCACAAAGCGAUUUAUCAAUCCGGAGCAAGUAAAAGUGCUCUUUGGUCUGAGCUUGAUUUGACGAAUUAUACUAUCAAGAAUUGCCAAGGUAUGGCUUGUCCUAAGUGCAACGUCAAAUAUCCAAAUUUGAGGGCGUUAAAGAUUCACCAUUACAAAUUCCAUGAGAAAACGUAAAGUAAAGAUGACGUAUAAUUAGCGUCAACUCUUCUUGAUUAAGACUUCUACGUGCGAUGCUUUAGCAUUGUGAAGUGCUUUUUUAGAUUUGUUCGACAAGAAUAGGAGCAAAUUUGUACAUGUAUUCCAAUAUUUUGUGAAAUUGUUUUACGUUUGGUCCUGUCAUUUAUCACUAAGAGAAAACCGAUAUAUUUCUUUUCACUCGAGAUCAUUGUUUAUUUUCUAAUAAUUCGCAUUAUAAGCUUUAAGUAUGAUGAAUUAUACUUAGUUUUCAUAAUGCUUUCUAUGAAUAACGAAGAAAUAUGGAAAAUUAUUGCUUAUUGCAAUUCAAGUAUUUGAAUCGUAAUGUACUUUCUUGAUGGAUAAUUCCACCAAACACUUCCAUCUGUAUAUUUUUUUUUACGAAAAUAGUUUAAGUACAAAUCAUUGAUAAAAAGUUUGUAAUUGAGUAUCUAAGAAUUGCAUAAUUUUGUAUACUUGUCGGUUGUCAAAUAUUUCCAAGAGAUACUGCACAACAUUAAAAAAAAAUAUGAGUAAAUAGUGUAAACAUUUUUGACAUGUUACGUUUGAAGCUGCAUAAGAUUGACAAAUCCAUAGUUGUAUAUAGAACUUUUAAAAAAGCUCAUAACUAUUACUUUGAUUAUAAAAUACUGGAAAUCACUUGAUUUUAUUAUCUUAAUCAAGUUGAAACAUAUUCAUUAGGAGGAACAAUUGUUUAUUUCAAUAUCUUUCAGAAAUUAUGUGUGGAUUUCAAAAACAAGAAAAAAUGUAAUUAAAAUCACAAUAUAGUAUUAAUUUUUGUACUUUUUUUUAUUAAAUGUAAGCACUGUUAUAAAGUCGAUCUGUAUUACCAAAUUUUUGUGGUAUUUUGCGUUGAAUUUGAUUUUUUACAACAUUCUACCGUAAUAUCUGGAAGAUAUUGUUAAAAUAUAGAACUAUGUAUUUAUUGCGAAAAUAGUAAGAAACUAUGAAGUGGUUUAGAACGUUCAAUGAUGUUUUUGUAAUGAUAAUACACACACGCAUAUGGAUUGAUUGAGAAAAAUGAUGGAUUCAUUCACAUCUGAGAAUUUACGUUUAAGGCUUAAGUCUAUUGUAAUAAAAUAACAUUCGAUUCAAGUAAGUAGUCUUCAAUUAAGUCGAAGAUGUAUAGCAAUGUAGUCAAGAACUUUAUAUUUUUUAUUUGUUCAAUAAACACGAAGCAGCUUUGGUCUUGACGAUCGUCCUACAUUUUUUAAAAUGUAACUUUUAAUAAAAAAAAAUAAUAAA